GGAAGCCGAGCAGCCAGGCAGGCCGCGCACGAGCUGUCCGUCCGUCUCUUUGCUGCGCAGCUCACUGGUGUGCACGUGGGCCGCGGCUUCUCGUUUACUUUCUUUUAAAAUUCCUAUUUUUUUUGCCCUUCCCCACAAAAAAAAUUGUAGAAAAAAAAACCCCUAACGUUUUAAAACCCAACGCGCAUCAACCGACCCCGCGCGCGUGUGUUUCGUUCGUCCUCUCUAAUAAAUAGGUUAUAUAUAUUAUAUAUAUAUAUAGAGAGAGGGGGAGAGCGAUAACGUUAAUAAUUUCGAAGAAGGCGUUAAGAGUUGUGAAGAACACAGAAAGAGAGAGAAAAAAAAACAAGAUGGUGAAGUUAGCGAAGGCAGCUAAAAAGCAAGGAAAACCUAAAAAGGCUGUCGCUCCUCCACCUCCUGAGGAUUUGGAAGAGGAGUCCAGUUCAGAGGAAGCAACUGAAGAGGUGGCACCAAAGGUCCCUUUUAAAAAAGCUAAAAAGCCAGUUGCAAAAGCAGUUGCUAAGACACCACAGUCAGCCAACAAAAAGAACGGCAAAGUGGUGAAACAAGAAAGUGAGGAGGAGGAAGAUGAUGAAGAUGAUGAUGAUGAAUCAGAAGAAGAGUCUGAAGAAGAGAAGCCAAUACCCAAGAAGGUGGUUGCAGUAGCUAAAAAAGCAAAGGAAGAAUCUGAGGAGGAUGAAAGUGAAGAUGAUGAUGAAGACGAUGAGGAUGAUUCCGAUGAGGAAGAAGCCAUGGAAGUUGCACCGCCACCACCUAAAGCAAAGAAGGCUGGUAUGGUAAAGGUUCAGGAAGCUGAUGACGAGGAGGAGGAUGAUGACGACGAGGAGGAUGACGACGACGAUGACGACGAUGAUGAUGAUGACGAGGAAGUAGCAGAAGUACCAAAGAAAGCUGGAAAGAGAAAGAAGGAGCAGCAGAAAGCAGAGCCUCCAGUUAAGAAGCAGAAGACUGAAGCUGAUGGUUUCUCUUUAUUUGUUGGGAACCUGAACUCUGAGAAGAGUUUUGAAGAACUGAAGCAGGCAUUAAAUGACUUCUUUGUAAAAAAGAAGCUUUCAGUCACCGAUGUUCGAAUUGGAUCCAGCAGGAAAUUUGGUUAUGUGGACUUUGAAACUCAAGAACAGUUGACAAAAGCUUUGGAAUUCAACGGAAACAAAGUUUUGGGCCUGGCGAUCAAAGUCGACAAAGCCCGCAGCAAAGAUAGCAAUGCAGAAAACAAAAAAGCAAGGGAUUCCAGAACAUUGUUUGUCAAGAAUCUUCCAUUCAGGAUGACUCUAGAUGACCUGAAAGAAGUUUUUACGGAUGCCAUUGACAUAAGAAUCCCUGCUGCCCGAGACGGUUCAGGAAGUCGGGGCAUUGCAUAUAUUGAGUUUGACAGUGAAGCUGCUGCAGAUAAAGCAUUGGAGGAGAAGCAAGGCAUGGAAGUUGAAGGUCGUGCCAUUGUUGUUGACUUCACUGGAGACAAGAGCUUAAAUGUAAAGGGCAAGCAAAAGGGUGGACAACAAGCACAAGAUUGCGAUACCCUUAUGGUAAAUAACUUGUCGUAUAAUGCAAACGAAGAGUCUCUUCAGAGCAUAUUUGAGAAUGCAACGUCGAUUAAUAUACCACUGAAGAAUGGCAAGCCAAAAGGAUAUGCAUUUGUUAAGUUUGAUUCCGUUGAUGAUGCUAAGGAAGCUCUAGAGACCCACAACAACACAGAGAUUGAUGGAAGGUCCAUCAGGUUGGACUUCAGCUACCAAACACAGCGAGGGGCUAGUGGUGGUGGGGACGGUGCCAGCAAGACCUUGUUUGUCCGAGGACUUUCUGAAGAUACCAGUGAAGACACUUUGAAAGGAGCUUUUGAAGGAGCUGAGAGUGCUAGAAUUGCCACAGAUCGAGACACCGGAAUGUCGAAAGGGUUUGGUUUUGUAGACUUCCCAUCUGAAGAAGAUGCCAAGCUAGCUAAAGAAUCAAUGGAAGAUGGAGAGAUAGAUGGGAACAAAAUCACACUUGACUUUGCCCGCCCCAAAGGCAGUGAUCAGCGCGGCAGCAGAGGUGGAUUCGGUGGUGGGUUUGGUGGAGGUUUUGGAAGAGGUGGCGGCGGAAGAGGUCGAGGUGGCUUUGGCGGCCGAGGUCGGGGAGGAGGUAGAGGUGGCCGAGGAGGAUUUGGAGGAAGAGGAGGAGGUGGCUUCAGAGGGGGAAGAGGAAUGACACCUCAGGGAAAGAAGAUCCAUUUUGAUGAUUAAGAGGCUAAUAAGACUUCUUUACCUCUUUGUGUUCAGAGAGAGCCUCUAUUGAUCAUUCUCACAGUUGGACAUUCCAGAGUUCUGUAUGGUCUGGUUGGUCAUGCAGUUGUAUGGAGUGUGGUGGGAACUCCAUAGGUUUCUGAAUGGACUUACAAUUAAGUAAAGGCAAAUUGUUGGUACAUCUUUGUGGAUUUUGUCAAAUUCUGUUUUACCAAUGUGUAAAUGUGCUGUUCCAUAUGAUUUUUUUUAGUUACAAUGUAAACGCAGAAUGAACUUUUAGAAUGUUGUGCUUGGCAUCCUGUCUCUUGACAGAUUAAACAGACCUUAUUUCAUGUUUUGGGUAUUCAGUAGUGCAUAUUGUCACUGAAUUGGUUUACAGUGUACUAUCGCAUUUCUACAGUUUUUUUAAACCUGAAGAGCCACCCAAAAAGCUGUCCUUUUGGAUUAUGCCGUUAUGGCAAUGUGGUACAAACUUGACGCGUAGUGGAUUCGGAUUCUGUUUAGCCAUUCACAACCCACUUUUCUAUAUAAAAUAAACGUAAGCAGUAUUGAGCCUUGUCUUAUAAACACCAUGAUGUAACUUUGUCUCCAAGAUCUGAGCACUUGUAUGUGUGUGUGUGUUGCUGUUGUGACCCAUGACAUUGAGCUCACCUGGUUGUCCCUCCAAAACCAGCAGCUGCUUAACUUCCAUGUCAAAUAUUUCUUGCUUUGAUUACUCAUCUGGUGCAUGUUUGUUAGGAAAGAUGUACUGUAGAGAUGUGCUCUAAACCUGAUAGCACACAGCCAUCUGCAUAAAUUUCCUUCCCUUUCACCUCUGCUAUUUGUGUGAAGUGUGUUCUGCUCAAUACUUUUGAACAAGCUUUUUUUUAAAAAAAGGUCAGUGCACAGGUGAUUAAGAGGCUACUAAGACUUCUUCACCUCUUUGUGAUCAGAGAGAGCCUCUAUUGAGGCUGUUGUAAAUAGGUGUCAGGUGUUGUAGCCACAUAGUACUCAAUACAUUUAGUGACGCAAGGGAGAGUCCAGUCCUAAACAUGGUUGAUGCAUGUCCCAAUAACUCACUCCACUGUAGUGAGCAGCCCCAUUUUCUUUGUGAAAAUAAAUUUCAUUUCUUUACCACUUGCUAUCUACAAAAGCAAGGUAUGGGGUUUAGAUGUAAAGAAAAAAGGCUUGUUUUUGGUGUGAGCCACAUGACCCUCAUAUAUAUAAAGGGAACCUUGCUAUUUUCAUGUUAGUUUGAGCGCAGCCUUCCUGAGACUUUAAAUGUUCCACUUGUAAGGAAACAUUGUAAUCACAAAUUGGGAUUUAGCAUUGUCUUUGUUACCUGCAGUUAUUUCAAGUGCCACACAAUCUUAUAUCCUGUCAUUUCUACAUUUUAAGGGUGGUAGACUGGGGGAUGCUAUAGCCAGCAUCAACUAUGUACAGACUUGAGGUUUUUUAGUUCCUGAGAUUUUUACAUAUCCAGGGUGCAACACUGUUGGAAAACAAAUAUUUUUCUGAAAAGUGGAAUAAACAGACCUGUUACACUUC
Callorhinchus milii (elephant shark) is the source of this 3770-nucleotide messenger RNA. RefSeq names its product nucleolin (gene nucleolin). The record is from RefSeq and is a predicted model, not a curated record. Gene Ontology annotation, molecular function: RNA binding. The coding region runs from base 351 to 2243 and encodes 630 amino acids. The transcript is spliced from 15 exons. Lineage: Eukaryota; Metazoa; Chordata; Chondrichthyes; Chimaeriformes; Callorhinchidae.